AUGAAGGAGAAAUUACCCAAUUACGAAUAUAUUAACCUGGAUUCCGGCUGGUGUAACGAAUGCGAUGAGUUUGGAAGAUGGGCAGUUCGCACUGAUUUAUUUCCAAACGGGUUAAAACCCGUCUCGCAGCAUUUAGCCAAGAAUGGUCACAAGUUGGGUAUUUACAUUUUACCCGGUAUACGUCGUGAUGCUGUGGAUAACAAACGAAUCAUCAAGGGCACUACACAUACUUGUGAUGAAUUAGUCCCUUCUCGUUUUGAAGGUUGUGGGUUUAAAGGGACAACAUAUAUGCCUGAUGAACACAGUGCCUUGGUCCAAGCGUAUUAUGACUCAAUUGCCGAGGCUUUUCAUGAAUGGGGUGUCUCCUUUAUCAAAUUGGAUGCAGUUGGUCCCGGUGGAGGCAGUGAAUAUUAUCCUUUCACAGCGCCUGAUAAUCGAGCGUGUACAGUCAUGCUACACAAAGCAUUUCAACCUUACAACAUGUGGGUUGAAAUUUCAUGGUACAUAGAUCCAACCUAUGCAGAUGAAUGGGCUCAAAUCUGUAACGGAGCACGUAUCUAUGUAGAUAUCGAGUCUUACUCUACCAAGACUAUGACUUCUUCGCAUCGAAUUAUGCAGCGUAUCACACCAUGUGAAGCAUGGGCUAACACCUGUGUAGUAGGAAGUGACUAUGGGUUCUAUAUUGACCUAGAUGCGGUUCUGGUGGGUAUGACAGUGAAUGGUAAAUGUGUGGAUGGUUUGGAUAAUGACGAUGUACGACAGACCUGUCUAAGUUUUUGGGCCAUUGUGUCAUCCGUCUUUUGUUUGGGUUCCGAUCCACGCGCCAUUCCCGAUAAAUACCUGGCGUGGUACAACCAUGCCGAAAUUCAGGAAAUUCAUCAGAGUGGUGUCAUGGCAAGGCCCAUUGGGUCAGGCAAUGUGUGGCAAAAUAGAAAGCAAGUCUGGUGGAAAAAGCUGAAAGAUGGUCGCAUCUAUGUUUGUUUGAUCAAUGCUCAUACCUAUAUCUUUAUGCUUGGUUUGAGUCAUGAAGUCACAUUGAAUUUGGCAGAUAUUGGAUUACAGAAGGCACAACUAAAGGAUGUCUGGACAUCCGAACAGUUAGGUGUUUAUGAAGACAAGUAUAGUAUUGUGCUUCGUGCUGGUCAAAGUCAAACUUUGCUUAUUACUCCCGUUCUUGGAUAG
Molecule: messenger RNA, 1182 nt
Organism: Mucor mucedo
Lineage: Eukaryota; Fungi; Mucoromycota; Mucoromycetes; Mucorales; Mucoraceae
Product: glycoside hydrolase superfamily
Exons: 2
Coding region: 1-1182 (393 amino acids)
Biological process (GO): carbohydrate metabolic process
Molecular function (GO): hydrolase activity, hydrolyzing O-glycosyl compounds
Source: RefSeq, a predicted model, not a curated record